Messenger RNA from Cyprinodon tularosa, 638 nucleotides. Its product is annotated as protein arginine N-methyltransferase 3-like. The transcript has 5 exons. NCBI's taxonomy places the organism in Eukaryota, Metazoa, Chordata, Actinopteri, Cyprinodontiformes, Cyprinodontidae. The record is from RefSeq and is a predicted model, not a curated record. The annotation marks the transcript as partial. Gene Ontology annotation, biological process: peptidyl-arginine methylation. Gene Ontology annotation, cellular component: nucleus. Gene Ontology annotation, molecular function: protein-arginine N-methyltransferase activity.
UGUAUCCAGAUCUCUGUAACAUCAGCCUGGCUGCUGUGGGAGAUGCAGAGAAGCACCAAAGUCGUAUUGGAUUCUGGGAUGAUGUUUAUGGCUUCAAUAUGGCAUGCAUGAAGAGUGCUGUGGUGCCUGAGGCUGUGGUGGAAGUAGUGAAUGCAGAGACACUCAUAUCUGAACCUGCCGUCAUACAGAUGUUGGACUGUAACACAGUAUGCCUGUCAGAGCUCGAGUUUACUGCAGACUUUUCCCUAAAGAUGACAAAGACAACAGAAUUGACGGCAAUCGUUGGCUACUUUGACAUUUUCUUUGACAAAGGCUGCAGCAACAAGGUGAUAUUUUCCACAGGUCCUCAGGUUCCAAAGACUCACUGGAAGCAGACGGUCUUCCUUCUAGAGAAGCCUAUGGCUGUUAAAGCAGGAGAAGAGCUCCAGGGAAGGAUCAAUGUGCGUAAAAACAAGAAGGACCCUCGCUCACUUUUCGUCACCUUUGACCUCCCAGACAAGAAGCAGACUUAUAGCCUUCAAUGAUGUCAGCCAUAAAAUUAUGCAGGUGAUUUAAUGUAGCCCCAUUUGGACAUUUUGGGGCAUUUCAUAUAGUGACACUUAUGGAAACAAAAUAAAAGACUUUUUUGGUAAUUCAAA